Messenger RNA from Zonotrichia albicollis (white-throated sparrow), 5988 nucleotides. The record is from RefSeq and is a predicted model, not a curated record. Lineage: Eukaryota; Metazoa; Chordata; Aves; Passeriformes; Passerellidae.
UGUACAAGUAGGGUUGUUUAUUUGUUUGGUUAAAAAAGAAAACAAACAAAAUACAGGCUAUUUAAGAAUGGAACAUUUUAGGGUUUUUCAGUUUGUUUUUUUUUUUUUUCUGGCAGGCAAUUCUUUUUUUUUCUAUGCGAUAUCUUUGACUGUAUAAAGGGAAAACCUUACAAGUACCAGCCUUUACUAAUUAAAGAGUAUUUCUGUAAAGGUUCAUCAAACAUUGAGUUUAUUAUGUAUGUGAGUGUUGGUAUGUGCCGCUUUCAUUACUGGGUCUGUGAUUUGGGGUUCUUAUGUUUUAAAAGUAACUUAAAAUAAGACUUAAAACAGUAAGGAUGACAAAUAGAAUUUAAUAAAAUCAUGGAGGAAAACAAACAUUUUCUAUAUUCUCUGUAGCUCAGCAAAAUAUAGAAUGCAAAAAUAACAUUUAAAAAAGUACAAGAUAAAUGUCUUUGCACUUAUAGGGUGUGGUUUUAUCUAGUUUUAACCUACUAUAGUUCCCACUAAUUUCUACUGUGAUACUACUGUGUGCAAAAACAGUAUAAACUGAAAAAGAACAAAUUUCUAAAAGGAGUUUGUAUAGAAGUAAUUUUUAAAGGGAAAUUUGCUAGUAUAGCAAGAUUGAGAUUAAAAUGUAGGGCUCUUCUCUCAAGGAAACAGUUGCUCUUAUUCAGAUCAUUAGGACAUUUGAAGACAAUUUCAUAGGACAAUGCAGAUGUCAAACUGUCCCCUUUAAUAUUUGCCUGUGGACAAUAAAUAUCUUCCCUUGAAGUGCAAUAAAACCUUAGAUCAAUUCAGAAGAAAGUAGAGUGGAUAGCAGAACACUGAGCACACAGAAAUGUGCUUACAUGUUAAAAUCAGAAAUAUACGGAUAUAAUCUUUAGGUAACUUUCAGGGUCCAGUUAACAACCAUGCCCUAUGGCAAACUUUAAAUGUUCUUAACAGGAAAGAACUCAGAACAAUGCCCAGAUUUAUUGCUUGAAUUGAGAACACUUAAUUUUUCAUCAAAAAGAAAGCUUUUUUUUAUUAUUUUUUACGUAGCUAUGUUACAAACAUAAUUUAAAAGAUAGCAUCCUUAUUGUUUUUGGUAUUCUUCCUUUUCCAUAUAGUGUGCCUAAACUUGACUAAAAGUUCAAUCAAUUUGCUGGCUGGUAGUUCAGGAAGAGACAUUAAACAUGACACCAUUAGACAACAUAUAUAGUGUUGAUUCUGAUUUUUUUUAAAAGAAGACUUGUUGGAUUUGGCAAAAUUUCAAAGGUUACCGAGCAAUAGUUGUGCUGUUUGGGCAUGUAUCUCAAAAGUGGUUCCCUUUUCUGUAUACAGAAUUCCAGUGCACUCUGACAGAUUCACUGAAAUUAUUUCCUUCAAAUACAGUUCUGUGUGGGAUGAUGGAUGUGAAAAAAAAAAAUCAAUUAGAUUCUGCAUUGAGGCAACAGGAAGGUCAAAGUCCAAAUCCCAGAGAAGAUUUUAGUCUGCUCUCCUGUGAAAAUUGGGAAUAAAUUAAUUGCUAAAACAGAAAGUUUAUUUGUGAAGAAAUGGCCUCCAGCCUUGGAAAUGAAAAGAGUGUGAAUCCUGUGCUCAGAAUAAGUCAGCUUGAUGCUCUUGAACUAAACAAAGCCCUGGAACAACUAGUGUGGUCCCAGUUUACCAGCUGUUUUCAUGGAUUUAAACCAGGGGUGUUGGCUCAUUUUGAACCAGAAGUAAAAGCAUUUUUAUGUCUCAUAUUAUGGAAAUUCACUAUCUAUUCCAAGAAUGCAACUGUGGGACAGGCCAUUCUCAAUAUUCAAUACAAGAAUAACUUAUCUCAGUCAGAGAAAUACCAACCUCUGAGCAAACACCAGAAGUUAUGGUAUCUUAUUUUCACUGUUGGUGGAAGAUGGUUGGAAGAAAGAUGUUAUGAUUUAUUUAGCAAUCGUCAACAGCAAUCCUUCUGCAAAAUUAAGAGCUAUAUAGGUUUUGGAUCUGGUCUUCUUAAGCUUUGUGGACUUGUAAAUUUUCUGAUUUUUCUUCGGAAAGGAACAUUUGCAACACUUACAGAACGCAUUCUGGGAAUUAGGUCAGUUUUUUGCAAGCCACAAAAUGUUCGUCAGAUAGGAUUUGAAUACAUGAACAGGGAACUCUUAUGGCAUGGCUUUGCUGAGUUUUUGAUAUAUCUGCUACCACUCAUUAAUGUACAGAAACUGAAACUUAAAAUUUCCUCUUGGUGCUUGCCUAUCACAGGUCUUUCCAAUAGUGAAAACUCAUUAGCAGUUCACUGCAGGGAGUGUUCACUUUGUGGGGAAUGGCCUACCAUGCCACAUACCAUAGGCUGUCCACAUGUUUUCUGUUACUACUGUAUUAAAAGUAACUUUUUAUUUGAUAUGUAUUUUACAUGUCCCAAAUGUGGCUCAGAGGUACAAAGUCUUCAGCCAUUGGAGUAUAAAAUUGAAAUGACAGAAUUGCAUGGCUGAUAUGAGAUUGAUUUCAUUUUCAUGGUAUAUAUUGAAGAGAUUAAUGGAAGAUUUCAGAAAUUAUUGAAGGCAGACUGCUGAAAGAGGCUUCUGGGGACUCUGUAAUUUAUGUAACAUGUAUUUUUACUGGUCUUAGGUUUUUACUGAGUAACAGUGCCAAAAUGCCCUAGCCCACUUGGCAGGUGAGGGGAAGGUGGUUGGAUUUACUCUGGAUGGUGUGUGAGAAAAACAACAGCAACAUUCUCAGGAGGUUCAAGCAGACCUUUUACUUGCAAACUUUAGACCAUUCCAAUUGAAUAAGGCGCUUUGCAAACUUUGACUUGGCAAUCUUUAACUUACCCAGACACAGUGCCAUUACCAACUUACCUAGUAGAUGGAUUAAGUGGGAAAGUUGUUCUUUUCAUGCCUAAAGAAUAAUUUUAAAUUUGAAUUCCCAAUAUGAUGUUACACUAAAAAAACACAAAGGCGUAAAGAAUGUUUAAGGAAAACAGUGCACUUUUUAGACCUUUGUGAGAUGACAACUAAUUUUCUCAUGCAGACAUGUCUCAGAGCUUCAAUUACAUAUAUGUUGUCUUCCCUCCAAACCUGAGGGGUGAAACCCAUCAUCCUGUGGAAUGUGGCAGAUGUUCAGGAUAAUCCACAUUCUUCUGAGUUAGAGACACUGAAGAAAACUGUUCACUCACAAGAUGCUGUCUGUAGGAAUUGCCACUCGUGUUAUUUGGUGUGGUCUAGGUGGGUGCCAAAUCUCUUAAAUUCACUUCCACACAGAAAAAUAUCAGACACAGUUGUGUGCAUGUUAACAUAUUAAAACAGGCAAUUUCCUGCUUUUUGCAUUCACUAUUUGCUUUCUUAGCCUUUGCAGUGCUUUAAUUGUUCUUACACUUCAUCCAUUUACUCUUCAACCUGAUUUUGUAGGAUUAUUUUCUUUUUAAUUGCAAUCCUGUUUUAACAGGAAGUGUUAUUCAGAAGAGUCUCAUUAACACAGAAAUUCAUUACAUUCUCUUUUUGAAUCCUAAUUUGUAAAAAACAUAUACAGUUAAAUUAAAUAAAUAGUUUUAUGGUGGUUCUGUUCUCGAUUGGCAAUCAUCAAUAGUCAGUCCCAAAAAUAGCAGGGUAACAGCUGAUUGAGUAACUUUGAUCUACUUUUAUGAAAUGGUUUAUUACAUUCUUCAUUCUGCAUUCUGAUUAGAACAACCCACUAGUCUAUUUGUUUGAAGAUCUUAAAUUCUAGUUUUUGAUCUUUAGAGUGACACACAGUGCUUUCAUCUGAUGUAAUUAGGUAUAGUUAGCGGGUGGGCAGCUAAAAACUUCAUUAAUUCUGCUACUCUUCUGUGAGUCAACAGAGACUUCAGAGCAAGUGCUUCCAGAUCCUGUGCUGUAAUAUUAUUUGUUGUCAAAUGUGUGUAUUAGUAGCCUGCCAUAUUUCUGUUAUUUGCUGUUGCAAUUAGAACCAGCAGGUGCAAACCUGUUUUCAUUAGAGUAUGAAAACUGGCAAGUCAUUUGGAGAGCAUCCUGAAGUUACUUUUUGAUCCUGAAGGAAUUUUGUGUGAAUUGUCCUUCCACAUCACUUAAUAGCUUUUCCCAAAGAAAUGUGUUAGCAACACUGACUUAAAGGUGAUCUAAUGUCUCCAGAAACAUCAUACGCAUUUUGAUACUUCAGUCUUUAUCUGUGUUUAUUAAUAAAGAAUUGUAUGCAUCCAAAAUCCAGUGUUCAUAGCUUACAAUCACAGCAGACCUUUGUUUGCUGUGGAGACUUCAUUUAUUCUGAAGUUUCAGAGCAAUAUUUUAUCAAAAGAAUAUGGAUUCUCUGUUUUGGCCUCUGCUAGGUGUCAUGACCUUCUUAUGUUGGAGUUUGCUUCUUUCCUAUAUAGAAAUGUUUCAUUUUCCUGAAUAUUAAAGAAUGUUAUCUUCCUUUUUCAUUCCACCUCCCUCUGUCCUGCUGUUUGAUGUGCAUAAGCUGUAUGAAUUUCCUGGGGUUUGUUUUGUCUCUUGCAGCUUCAUGCGGGUAAAGUUUGUGCUCUGUUUUUCAUCCCUGUUACACUAUCAAUAAAAAAGCAGUUUAGUAUCUCUAUUGUACAGCUGGUUUCUGCUGGCUCUGCUAUAUCACACUCUUGUGUUUUUUUUUUUUCUUUUUUCUGGAAUUAAACUUCUAAUGCUUAACUUAUGCUGCCUUAUUAUAGCAAAGCAUUGGCCUGCUUCUGUAGCACCUCCUCAUCACUGUGUUGGGUUUGUAGCCCAUAGUAUGUACGAAGUUUGUAAAGUCUGUGUCUUGUGGCAUAAACUGUUUUUGUUACCCUAAGAACCUAGAUCUUUAGGUGGGGGUUUAGUUAUUUUAUUUUCCAUGCCAGUAAGCAGAUAUGAAGCAUCUCAUAGAAGUAGGUGGUUUGGGAAAAGAAUGAUUGUUUGUGUCAGAUACAGGUUUUUUUUUUUAAUCUCCCAUAUGGUAAAACCUUUGCUCAGUUAUAGUCACUAAUGAGACCAGGAUUCCAACUUGAAUACUGAAAAAGUUUCUACCAGCUUACCUUUUUAGUACUUCAAUAUUCAGCAUUUUCCUGAAGCACUUUAAAAUUAAAAGUACACUUCUAAAAAUAUUUUAAUUCUAUUUUGUUGUGUCUUGUGAUCUACAAGUUGCAGAAGAGUCUUAGUUAAAGAUAUUACUUGUAGAAUAAUCAAAGAAUAAUUAGUUUUACAUAUUAAUUACCUUGAUAAUUUGUCCUCAUAAACAUUAUAUUUUUCAGGUUGAAACUCUACUUUAACAAAGGACUGCUACAUCUGGUCCAACUUCCUGUAGUACAGUGAAUAAAUUUUGUUUUGGAAUGUUAAUCUUUAAACAAAGGGGGAUUAGUAUUCAGCUACCACUAGAAUGUACUUGUGAGUAGUCAUAUGUGCAUCAGUGAAAAGGGUAAAUGCUCACAAUUUAAGGAAGCUAAAGGACCAGAACUUCUGUUCAGUCUUUGAUAGGAGUUACAGCUUUGUAUUACCAGUUUUCUAUGUGCUCUGUUGACUUUGUGUGCUCCAUGAACAUUUUCAUUAUCAAAAAUCCAAAUAUGAAGGCAUAAAUGAAACAGACUAAUUACAUUAAUAAAUAUACUAGGAAACUUUUCAUUUUUUCAUUUGAAUGAGAAUUACCAGUUGCCACAAGGUGUAAUGGGAGGCAUUCAGAUGAAAGGAGUCAGAGGAUGCUGUUUUUUACUUCCACACACUACCAUUCUAUCUACUCUAUGUUUUAAGGGAGGUUUUGUAUAAGUAAUUUUAUAGACGACUUAAAAGUGGGAGUUUCUGUGAAAGAAAUGAGAGGGAUAGUAUUUGAUUCCUGCCUUACCUGGAAAUAUCUAUUUUUUUGUAUGUAUAAGAUAUGAUGGACAAGGAUGAUCUCAGCAUUAGUAAAGAGACAAUGUGAAAAAAGAUGAAAGAUAUGUGUUUGCUGAAUACAAUUCAUUAUUAUGUCCUUAUUUGAGAAUACUAAUGGAAUUGUUAUCUGGGAUGUGUCAUUCUUAUGAAAACCAAGUUGACAAAUAAAUGAUAUUUUUCAACAGGA